This is a messenger RNA of Cuculus canorus (common cuckoo), 582 nucleotides long. RefSeq lists its product as uncharacterized. NCBI's taxonomy places the organism in Eukaryota, Metazoa, Chordata, Aves, Cuculiformes, Cuculidae. The transcript has a single exon. Bases 1 to 582 code for a protein of 193 amino acids. The record is from RefSeq and is a predicted model, not a curated record.
AUGGCGUCCGGGGAGGACUUCCGGUCCCGCGGCGGGCGCGUUUCGCAGGGGGUGGUGUGCGGGGCGGGCGGCGCGCGCGGUGCGAGGGGUUGUGGACUGCGGGGGGCGGCGUGGGCGUGGCGGGCGCGCGAGCGGCAGGGCGCCUCGGGGGCGCGAGCAGCAGCGGGGUGGCGCGCGAGGGAGGGGCGGGUGGUGAUGGCGUCCGGGGGCGACUUCCGGUCGCGCGUGUUGCCAGGGGUUGUGGGCUACGCGGUGUGGCGCGCGGCAGGGGGGCGGUGCGUGGAGGGCGGGCGCGGGAGCGGCGGGGGGGCGGUGCGCGGAGGAGGGGCGCGCGGCGAGGGGGCGGGAGCGGCGCGUGGAGGGCCGGCGCGCGGCGAGGGCGGCAGGGGGGCGGCGCGUGGAGGGCGGGCGCGGCAGGAUGGGCGCGCGACCGGUGGCGCGUGCAGGGGGCGGGAGCGGCAGGGGGGCAGUGUGCGCGGGGUGGGGGCUGUAGGGUGUGGCGGGAGGGGAGUGCUGCUCGGGUCGGGGACGGUGGGCGUGGCAGGGGGUGGGAUAGGUGUGUGCCUGGUGAUUCAGUUUUAA